AUGAACGAAACGGUCACUGAAGAUCCAUUCUCUUCAACAACUCAAUUCCAUAAUGUGACUCAAUCAAGUCAAAAUGAGACUUCUGAUGAAAGUCAGACAAAAUAUAGUCUCACAAUUCGAGAUGGGGUCAAUUACUUGAUGAAUGGUAUGCCGGAAUACUCGAAUGUUAAUGAUGACUAUAUUCCCUAUGUAGUGACACUUUUGAUUACGCUAAUCAUCACCCAUUUGAUCACCGUUUUCCAUCUUGGUUUCGUCGUGCUCGCCAAUCGAGUUCUCCGUAGACUCGCGACGGGAUUCACGUUUUUCAUUCUUCUUGAGUGCAUUCCUGUUCUACUGCAUUUAUUGAUGGGCUUUGUUGUCACUUAUUUCAAUUUGCCGUAUAAAUCAAAGAAAAGCGGUCCGCAAACGACGAUUUCAAUGAUUCCACCUCCAACUCCCGGAAAAACACCUCAAAAGUCGAUUCUUAAAAAGGGAAUU
Messenger RNA from Mesorhabditis belari, 477 nucleotides. The record is from the annotation of a GenBank genome assembly. NCBI's taxonomy places the organism in Eukaryota, Metazoa, Nematoda, Chromadorea, Rhabditida, Rhabditidae.